AGCUGAAGGAAUCUGUUGAAGAAAUACUGCCAUUCUUGAAGAAAGAAAAAGUUAAAGUUUACUAUUUAAGCAAGACAACUGCUACAGAAGGAGUUGAGAGCUUUCUUGAUAAAGUAGAUGCUGCUUCAGAUGAGUCUACUCCAUUGUCUUGGAGAUCAGAUAUAACCUUUAAAACUCCUGCCAUGUACAUUUAUACUUCUGGUACUACAGGUCUUCCCAAAGCUGCAGUGAUUAACCAUGAACGCAUAAUGCUAGCUUGUGGUUUGUUUGAUGCUGGCAAUGUUACCUCAGAAGAUAUUGUAUAUACUGUUCUACCACUCUAUCAUAGCUCUGCCCUCCUCGUUGGGGUCCAUGGGUGUAUCAUGAAAGGCGCAACUAUUGUUUUGCGUACCAGAUUUUCAGCAAGCCAGUUCUGGGAUGAUUGCAGAAAAUAUAACGUAACAGUGAUACAGUAUAUUGGGGAAGUGCUUCGGUAUCUAUGCACUGUGCCACAGAGAAGCAAUGAUCAGGAUCACAAAGUCAGACUUGCCAUAGGAAAUGGAAUAAGGGCUGAUGUUUGGAGGGAAUUUAUCCGAAGAUUUGGAAAUAUUAAUAUUUUGGAGUUCUAUGCAUCAACUGAAGGAAACAUUUCUUUUGUUAAUUACACUGGAAAAAUUGGUGCAGUGGGAAGAGUAAACUGCCUGCAGAAGAAAAUCUUAUGCUAUGAACUCAUUAAAUAUGACGUGGAGAAAGAUGAACCACUCCGAGAUGAAAAUGGAUACUGCAUAAGAGUUCCCAAAGGUAAACCUGGACUACUGAUCUGCAAAAUCACCCAAUAUGCACCAUUUACUGGCUAUGCAGGAGCAAAACAACAAACAGAGAAGAAGCAAUUAAGAGAUGUCUUCGAAAAAGGGGAUUUGUAUUUUAAUAGUGGUGACCUUUUAGUGAUCGACAAUGAUAACUUCAUUUAUUUCCAUGAUCGAACUGGAGACACAUUCCGGUGGAAGGGGGAAAACGUUUCUACAACGGAAGUUGCAGAUGUUUUAGGACUGAUUGACUGCGUUCAAGACGUUAUUGUAUAUGGAGUAUCUGUUCCAGGUUAUGAAGGCAGAACAGGAAUGGCAUGUAUUCGGCUAAAGGAAAACUGUGAAUUUAAUGGAGAAAGUACUUACAGACAUAUUAACACUCACCUUCCAAACUACGCAAGACCUCGUUUUAUAAGGAUUAAGAGUGCGAUUGAACUUACAGCAACUUUUAAGUACUGUAAAGUACAACUAGUGGAGGAGGGUUUCAAUCCAGCAGUCGUCAAAGAUCACCUGUAUUUCCUGGAUGACAAAGAAAACCUGUAUGUACAAAUGACCCAGGACAUUUAUAACUCAGUAAAAAACCAUGACUUCAAAUUGUGA
Phaethon lepturus (White-tailed tropicbird) is the source of this 1385-nucleotide messenger RNA. It is a transcript of the gene SLC27A2, whose product is annotated as solute carrier family 27 (fatty acid transporter), member 2. Lineage: Eukaryota; Metazoa; Chordata; Aves; Phaethontiformes; Phaethontidae. The transcript has 9 exons. The annotation marks the transcript as partial. The record is from RefSeq and is a predicted model, not a curated record. Gene Ontology annotation, molecular function: long-chain fatty acid transmembrane transporter activity; long-chain fatty acid-CoA ligase activity. Gene Ontology annotation, cellular component: endoplasmic reticulum.